Molecule: messenger RNA, 321 nt
Organism: Ogataea philodendri
Lineage: Eukaryota; Fungi; Ascomycota; Pichiomycetes; Pichiales; Pichiaceae
Exons: 1
Coding region: 1-321 (106 amino acids)
Source: RefSeq, a predicted model, not a curated record
AUGAAAUUCGUCUUUUGGAAGGUCGACGGCCUCAAUGUCGGUCAGGCGCGCAAACCAGAGCACCCGAACAUCCAAAAAAUGGUCUGUUCCAAACUGGAUGUCGCGAAUCAGCGCAAUGUCGGGCUCUCCUUCGUCAGAAGCAACAAGAACCGUAUCGCCAGGGUUGAGUUCGAGCCCGUCCAAGUCGCGCUUGAGCAGGAUCCGCUGGGCAGUGUUGUCUGUGGUGCGCCUGGAACGUCUCUUCGACGGCGUGGCCGGAUCGGGUUCCAAAAGAGUGAGUUUCCAGUCACCAAGAGCCUUCUGAGUCGUUGCCAUGAAUAA